AUGCCUCUUGUUCGACGUGAAUCGUCCUCUUCUACCUCAUCCACCUCCUCCUCUUGUUCAUCCAAAUCUGUCAGUUUUGGAGACCAUACCACUGUAUUUUACACUCAUCACUCUCGUGAUUAUGAUCGCUCUGCCACAAGUGAGCCGUAUCAAAUGUCUGCUUCAUUGGGCCGCAUUUUCUUGACUGAACCUGAACAAGCCAUCAUUGGCAAUCCUCAGCAAGAUAGAAUUGUUGAGAGAAAUACAUUUGCCAAUGCUAGAAGAGGCCUUGAAGGUUAUGCUGUUAUGCGUCAAAUUCGAUCUCAAUGA
Molecule: messenger RNA, 309 nt
Organism: Mucor velutinosus
Lineage: Eukaryota; Fungi; Mucoromycota; Mucoromycetes; Mucorales; Mucoraceae
Exons: 1
Coding region: 1-309 (102 amino acids)
Source: RefSeq, a predicted model, not a curated record